AUGUCUGUUUCUGCUGUUUCGCGGGACACUGCCUUCCAGGCGCGGUCUCUGUUUCGAUCUUUGCUUCGUCAGUCUGCUCAGUUCUCGAACUACAACUUUCGCGAGUACGCACUUCGGCGGACAAAGGAUGGUUUCCGGGAGCACCAGCAUGAGACUGAACCGCGGAGGGUACAAGAGUUAAUUCAGGAUGGUCUGCAGAAUUUGCGAAUGAUGAAGAGGCAAACUGUUAUCAGCCAGUUCUACCAAUUGGAUAAAUUGGUUGUGGAGGGCCAGAAGACGGGAAAGGAAAGUGGACAAGAAGGUGGCAUUGUCCGUCAGAAGGACACCGGCUGGGACUAA
Messenger RNA from Aspergillus puulaauensis, 339 nucleotides. RefSeq names its product LYR motif-containing protein. Gene Ontology annotation, cellular component: mitochondrion; L-cysteine desulfurase complex. The coding region runs from base 1 to 339 and encodes 112 amino acids. Gene Ontology annotation, biological process: iron-sulfur cluster assembly. Lineage: Eukaryota; Fungi; Ascomycota; Eurotiomycetes; Eurotiales; Aspergillaceae. The transcript is spliced from 5 exons. The record is from RefSeq and is a predicted model, not a curated record.